UCCAGUUGUCGACUGCGAGGUUUCGUCAUGGGAACCUUGGAGCGAAUGUGAUGCCGACUGCGGAACAGGCAUGAUGACGCGCCGUCGGGUGGUGGUGAGACAGCCCGAAAAUGGAGGCAAGCACUGUCCGUCUCUGGUUCAGAAAAGAGGCUGCCUUGGGUCUCAGUGUCCGCACGAUCCCAGGAGUGCUCUGAAAGAAACAGCAAUGUUGUUACCAGUUUCACUAUCGCUGAGUCGGAAAAUUAACGAGACGUCGGACAUCCGACGGAAUUUGAGGUUCAGAUACCCCAAAGAUCCAGCCGAGAAUUUCAACAAAGAGUACUGUGUUCUCUUUGAAGUUACGAAAGCAAAGAAAGCUUGCCGGAAAGAAGCUGAAUUCUCGUCGUUAAGGGAAGGCGAGCGAGUGUGCGUGCGGUGCGAGAGCCAGGCGAUGCGGCCGGCGCUGGGCUACCGGUGUCCGGGCCACGGGACGAUGGACCGGACGACGCGCUGGGCGGCCCUGGCGGCGCCUCACUGCCACGGCAAGUGGGUCCGCCUCGACAUGGGACUCAACGCCCUCGAGUACGACGACACCUCCUGCUCCGCCUGCGAGAAGGGACCCAAGUUCAUCUUCGUCUAGUCCCCGCACACGCCCACCCGACUCUACCGUG
This is a messenger RNA of Bemisia tabaci, 650 nucleotides long. RefSeq names its product somatomedin-B and thrombospondin type-1 domain-containing protein. The record is from RefSeq and is a predicted model, not a curated record. Lineage: Eukaryota; Metazoa; Arthropoda; Insecta; Hemiptera; Aleyrodidae.